AUGGUGACAGACAAUGGGACCCAGUUCAACAAUGCUGAGUUUAAGAGUUAUUGUGAGGAUUACUCGAUUGAACUACGCUUUACCUCGGUUGCUCAUCCUCAAGCUAACGGACAAGCUGAGGUGGCUAACAGGAUAAUCCUUGAUGGACUGAAAAAGAGAGUUGAGAAGGCCCAAGGGUCAUGGGCCGAGGAGCUGCUCCCAAUACUUUGGGAAUAUCGGACGACUUGUAAAGUCUCUACCGGAACAACCCCAUUCCAGUUGGCUUAUGGAGCUGAGGCAGUUGUACCCCUAGAAAUCACACAUACUUCCUCGAGGGUCCAGCAGUAUGAGCCAAAAACCAAUGAGGAACGCAUGAGAAUUGCACUCGAUAUGAUUGAUGAAAUCCGCGAUGGGGCUCAUGCUAAGAUUGUGGAAAACCAAAAGCGAGCUUCCUACUAUUACAACCUACGAGUUAAAGAACGAUACUUUCGAGAAGGAGAUCUAGUACUUAGAAAGGUUGAGGCCUCUGGAGUAGGCCCCAAGGGCAAGAUGGCUCCAAACUGGGAAGCCCCCUAUCAAAUUAAGACUUUUACGGGCCAUGGCUCAUACAAGCUUCAGACCCUUGAAGGAAUUGAAGUCCCAAGAAGUUGGCACGCGACCAACCUGAAGAUAUAUUAUGUUUGA
Messenger RNA from Daucus carota subsp. sativus, 663 nucleotides. RefSeq lists its product as uncharacterized. The record is from RefSeq and is a predicted model, not a curated record. NCBI's taxonomy places the organism in Eukaryota, Viridiplantae, Streptophyta, Magnoliopsida, Apiales, Apiaceae. The coding region runs from base 1 to 663 and encodes 220 amino acids. Gene Ontology annotation, biological process: DNA integration. Gene Ontology annotation, molecular function: nucleic acid binding. The transcript has a single exon.